CGUCGAUGGAAACGAAAACAAACCUAAUAGCACAUGCUUGCAUUAGACGUUUGAGACCUUCAAGAAGCAGACACAUUUCAAUUAUCUGUUAAUUGGAAAACGUUGACUUUUACUAGAAUGGUGCUAUGGGUAGUUUAGAAGGAACAUUUGAUACAAGCCUCCAUGAAGCUGUACGUUUUGGAGAUCUAGAUGAAGUUAAAGUAGCUUUACAGCAAGGUUAUGACCCAAACUUGAUUGGUCUGUAUCAGUGGAGUGCUUUACACGAAGCUGCACAUAAUGGAGAGGUGGAUAUUCUAAAAUGUCUGCUUAAGAAUAAAGGUGAUCCUGACAGAAAAGAUUUCCUACAGGGAUACACAUCUUUACAUUACGCUGCCAGAGAAGACCAUGUGGAAUGUUUACAACUGUUACUGGAGGGAGGAGGGGAUUACAAUAUAACCAAUAACAAUGGUACUUCUUGUCUGGAUAUAGCAAAGGGACAAUGCUUAGAUCUUCUACAAUCUUUACGAGCUAAAGACUUUAUGAAAUUAUCUCUGGAAGAUGCCAAGAAAAUAACCACAGUAAAGAAAGAUAUAGAGGAUGACCUUGACCUUUCAAUAUCAAGUAGUACUGACCUCAGUAUUUUAACAGAUGAAGAAAAACCACCAGCCAUAGGAUAUAUUCACCUGACCUUUGAAUACAACUCUAAGAAAAGUUCUUUGAGGAUCAGAGUAUGGCAAAUUACAGAUCUUCUGUUACCUCCUACCAAUACAUCUAUGAUUCACUCUCUGUUCAUCAAAUCCUACCUCAUGCCUGAUAAAAAGAAAGAUUCUAAAAGAAAAACAGAGGAGAUGAGGGUCGAUUCGACAGACGCUCAUGUAAAGACAAAACAUUCACACCUUAGUGUACAACAUGUGUAUUCACCGUCCACAUUCAAGUUCACAAAACCACUAGAGUAUGACUGUAUAGCUAAAGACAUAGUUAAGGAGCGAAGUGUUCAGAUUGAAUUAUGUUUGACGCAAAAAUAUUCAAAACGAAGUUUUCUCAUAGGCAUGUUUCAUAUGAAGUUAAAAGACGCAGUCAAAAAGAUGGUUAGAGAGAAAUAUCCUCUGAUUCCUUGUAUGAAUCACACAAUUCCUGCCAAUAUGAAAGUUUACUGUGCUUCCGAGUUAAAAAUAACUAAUUCUAAGAAAGUGUUUUACAGCAAUCCUGACGUUAGAAAUCUGUCUGAUGCUAUGUCAGAUUGUUCUAGUCGAGCAGCUAGCAAUCCUGACAUGCACGAAGUUAACUUAGAAAUUGAAUCUGAAUUGUCACCAGUAAAACUGGAGAUGUCAGAAAUUCAAGAUUAUGUUUCAAAUGAAAAGAAAAAACAAAAGGAAAUUGAGAAACAACUUUUAACGAAAAUUCCUGGAUUGACCGAUUUAAAUUUCGACAUUGCAGAGGAUGUACAAUCAGGAGAAGGGGAGCUCCUGUCUAGAGUUGUCGAUAUUACAGAUUAUGGAGAUGAAAAAGAGGUUGAGAAAAAGUCAGCCUUCACCUCAGUUUUGAAAUCUAAACUUUUACCAAAAAAGAAAACUGAAGUACAAAAUAUAGCUAGCUCACAGCAACAUAGUAUAGAACUUGAUGAACGAUUAUCUCCACGUUUCGUCGAAGAUUGGAAAUAUCAAAAUAUUAAAGAAUCAGAACAAGACAUGCUAGAGACAAAGAUUAAUAUGCCAAAUAAAAAUGUCCAGAUUAAAGAGCCUGUUAAAGCUAAAGAAAAGGAGGAAGGUCAGAGUUCACGACCUGAAACUCCAACAUGGGAUUAUUAUGAUUUAGACUUGGAACCAGUUGAAAUUGCUAUAAAUGACUCAUCUCCAACUUCUGAUGGAGCUCAACCUAUUUAUCUACCCAUGGAUACAACCAUGGGAAUUAAAAAACAGAAAAGUGAAAUAACCAAAGGUCAACAGAAAGGUCACCGUAAGAGUGCAAAACGAAAAGACAAACCAAUACCUGGAAGAGCUGUUCCACAGAUCAUAAUUACUGAUGCUGAAAAAGAUGGGAAUGAAAUUAGGAAAUCUCAGGAAUUUGUUACACCAAGAAACAUAACAAUUGAAAUGGGAGUUGACAAAACGCCAAACCGAAAUAAAUCAAAUUCUCAAAUAACAGUCACUGCUGAUGUUCACUUGCCAAAAACAAAUAUUGAGAGAAGUGAAAGUACAACGAUAGAGAUUCAAGAUUCAGAUUCAUUUAUCAUUGACUUAGAAGACAUAGAUUCCAUAACGCCAUCUCCAAAACUAGAUUUCUCAACAAAACAAUCUAUUCCUAUGCAAGUUUUCAUUGAUGAAAAUUAUGAUAGUUUUGACGAGGCCAGUAUAGAAGAAAUUCACCACCCUUAUAUUGUGUCUAAAAAUCAUGAUUUAAUUACAGAAGUGUAAAUUAUUGGUGCUACGAAAAAUACUUUUUUCCAAAUCAUGUAAAUUUUUAUUCUUCUUGAGUUUUUCAAUCAUUAUGCAUGAAUAGAAUUAACAUUG
This is a messenger RNA of Mytilus trossulus (common blue mussel), 2489 nucleotides long. RefSeq lists its product as uncharacterized. Gene Ontology annotation, cellular component: nucleus. The transcript is spliced from 6 exons. The record is from RefSeq and is a predicted model, not a curated record. Bases 126 to 2393 code for a protein of 755 amino acids. Gene Ontology annotation, molecular function: protein binding. NCBI's taxonomy places the organism in Eukaryota, Metazoa, Mollusca, Bivalvia, Mytilida, Mytilidae.